AUGCCCAAGAUUUCUCCCGGAGGAGAUGGAUUUUACACUGCCUUUUUGACACCUCCUGGUCGUAUGCUCUAUGACACAUUUAUCUAUCCAGUCAAUAGUGGUGUCAAUUUCCCUCAUCCUAAAUUCAUGAUUGACUGUCCAGCCAGUAAUACAUCCACCUUCAUGCGUCAUUUAAAGCGAUAUAUUCUACGUUCCAAAGUCAAAGCGAGAGAUUGUUCAGAAGAAUACCAACUAUGGCAUGUAUGGGGCCAUCAUGAAACACUCGAUCCUGCUCUUGUAAAGAAAGAAAGACGACUUUCAGACAUUGGCUGUACUGACCCUCGUAUGUCUGGGUUUGGAUACCGUGCUAUUUCCUUGCCUCUUGAAUCCAAUCUUGAUUAUAUGAAUGGUGUUGAUUUUCGCAAGGGAUGUUAUGUAGGCCAAGAAUUGACGAUUCGUACUUAUCAUACAGGUGUUGUUCGUAAGCGUAUUGUGCCUGUUCAAAUCUAUUCUAAAGAUGAACCACUAAAGAUGUUCAGUGCUCCCUCUGUUCAGUCUGUGGAUCGUCAUCAAACAUUCCCCAGUGGUCUUGUGCCUCAGACAGAUAUCAAGUUAGUGGAGGGAGCAAGUAAGCGUGGUGUAGGUAAAAUGUGUUCUGGUAUACAUAACAUUGGUUUAGCACUCAUGCGAUUAGAGCAUGUUAAACGUUGUGCUGAAGGUGAACCAGUAGCAUUUACUGUACCUGGAAAUGAGUCUAUACGCAUUCGACCUUUUCUGCCUGAUUGGUGGGAAGAACAGCAUGGUGAAUGA
Molecule: messenger RNA, 789 nt
Organism: Gilbertella persicaria
Lineage: Eukaryota; Fungi; Mucoromycota; Mucoromycetes; Mucorales; Choanephoraceae
Exons: 4
Coding region: 1-789 (262 amino acids)
Cellular component (GO): mitochondrial matrix
Molecular function (GO): protein binding
Source: RefSeq, a predicted model, not a curated record